Arabidopsis lyrata subsp. lyrata is the source of this 899-nucleotide messenger RNA. RefSeq names its product dynein light chain LC6, flagellar outer arm. The record is from RefSeq and is a predicted model, not a curated record. The transcript has 3 exons. Gene Ontology annotation, molecular function: dynein intermediate chain binding; dynein light intermediate chain binding. Bases 430 to 714 code for a protein of 94 amino acids. Gene Ontology annotation, cellular component: dynein complex. Gene Ontology annotation, biological process: microtubule-based process. NCBI's taxonomy places the organism in Eukaryota, Viridiplantae, Streptophyta, Magnoliopsida, Brassicales, Brassicaceae.
CAAGGACAAAAAUACUUGGACACACGUAAGAGAGAGACACAUAUAUCUACGCAAAUGAGUCAUUACACCUUAUUUUAUUAUUACUUUUUCUUACUGUCUUGUUCCUUUUUUUAAUCUUCAAAUCUUCAAAUUAUCAACUUUGUUUCUUUUAUCAGCUUCGUCAUCUUGAAACUAUCAACUUUUUGACUAAAUUUAAAGAACAGUUGUGUUCGUUCGUGCCAUUCUUUUGAAUAGUUAUACUAAUAUUUAUCAUCUUCUUGAAAAGACUUUGCAUCCAAGAACCCGUGAGGAAGUAAUUGAAAUCUAAACUCAGUGAAGAGAAGACGACAAAGAAAAAGGAGUCUAUAAAGAUCCAAAGCUUUCCUUGUCCUUAUUUCUCAGCAGAAAACUGAAAAACGUUUUGAGUUUUUGAGAGAGAGAUAGAGAAAGAUGUUGGAAGGCAAAGCAAUGGUGGAAGAUUCAGACAUGCCAGUGAAGAUGCAGAUGCAAGCUAUGUCUUUUGCUUCUCAAGCUCUUGAUCUUUUUGAUGUCUUUGAUUGUAAAUCCAUUGCUGGUCACAUCAAGAAGGAGUUUGAUGAGCGAUAUGGGAGUGGAUGGCAAUGUGUGGUGGGAUCAAAUUUUGGGUGUUUCUUCACACAUUCUAAAGGGACUUUUAUCUAUUUCCAAUUGGAGACACUUAAGUUUCUCAUCUUUAAAGGCGCUUCUACUCCUUAAUUACACAACCCCUAAUCAUGGGGAUUUUUUGUUAAUUUUUUUUUUCUUUUAUUACUUUUGCUUCUUUGAAAAUCUGAGAAAUAAAUUGUAAGACUAUCAAGAUCUUUAGCUUUGUUUGAAUCUAAGUCUGUAAAUAGACCCAAGAGAGGAAGUUGAUUUCAAUGAUGUGAGAUUUUUCAUUUUUA